GAAUGAGUCUUUGUGGUUGCAUGACUAGGUGUGGGUGACUGUGAGUGUACGGUUGUGGCCGCCGGUCUCCAGGGUGCAAGUCUGGUUGUUUGUGUAACCAUGUGUGAUACUGUGUGUUGGGAUGUGGGGUCCGUACUAUUGUGGGGUGGUAACGCUUUGUGUCCCUGUUCUGUAUGGGUGACUGUACGCCUUGUUCUUGAGAGUAUGAGUGUGGUUGUGACUGUGAGACGGGUGUGGGUGUCUGUGCGGUUAUGAUUACACGUCUCCAAGGUGAGCGUAUGGUUUUGGUUGCACGAUGUUGUAGCGUGGGUGGUAUUGUGUGUCUGUGACUGUGUAGUGACAGUGGGUGUGUAUCCCUCUUGUGUCCCUUGGAGUGUGUCUGUGAAACGGUUGAUGUGGGUGGUGCUGUGUGUUUAACGUGUCUUUCUUUCCCUGUGUGAGUGUGACUGUGUCUCUAGAGUGAAUGUUCAGUUAUGACUGGUUGAUAUUGGGUGGGCCAGAGUGCCAGUGAUUGUGUGUGUCCCCCAAGUGGGUAUGUGAUUGUGUGAGACAUUUGUGGGUAUUGGUUUGGAAAGGCUAUGACUAUAUGAGAGUGACUUCGUGUGUCAUGAUGGUGAGUAGUGUGACUGUAUGUCUUUUAAUGGGUAUGAGAUUGUGACUAUAUAAGGACCUGGAGGUGUCUGUGAUUGUCUGAUUGUGUCCUUGUGCGUAUCAAGAGUGGAUGUGUGGUUGUGUUUGUGUGACAGACCCUUGUGUGCUGGUGUGAGGUACCUGUGACUCCAGUAUACUGACCCUUGCAGAACCUGUGAAGUUAGAAUAGAUUGGGGCCCUGGACAGUGAUAGCCUCAACCUUUACCAGUGACACCGGCAUUGGACUUGAUGUCCAGUCUUCACUGACUUCUGUCUCCUGUGUCGAAGUCAAAAUGUUCCUUUUUAAAAAAGUCUUCUCCAAGAGAAAUGUUGAAAAGAAGAGGAAAGAAUCGUUAUUGAACAUCUAGAAGCUAAGUUCAGGAUGCCUUAGUUUUUCUUCUUUCCUUGAGACCAUUCUUGUUUUUCACGAUGUGCUUUUCUUUUCCUGAAACUUCUUGCCUAACUUCUCCUCACCCAAAGUGACCUGGUCUCCAGUAUUUGCCAUUGGAGUAAAUUAUUGAGAGCCCUGGAGAAUGUUCAUUAUUACUGUGUGGAAAUGCAACUGAUUUUUGUGAGUUGAUUUUGUAACCUGCAACUUUGCUGAAUUUGUUUACUCGGAUUUGUGUGGGGGAGGAGAUCUCCAGGAUUUUCUACAAGCAGGACUACAGCACACAUGAAUAUAGUUACCAAAUCAAGAAGUUUGCAACUAUUGGAAGCUGACAAAGCAAAACCAAAAGCCAUUCUGUGAAAAUACAACUAUUUUUAGAGUAUCAUAAGCUAUUAUUUCAUGUUCAGGGGGAAGAUUGUGUUUUUAUAUUUUUAAUUUUUUUAAGAUUUUUUUUUUAAAGAAGUUGUAUCUGUAAAUUAAGUGUGAUUUCUUUUUUGGAGCAAGGAGGAUAUCCUGGAUUGAGGGUUGACAAGAGGUCUGUGCACAGGACUCUGCACUUGUCUAAGAGAAGAAUCUAAAGAAAUCAGAGCAGCUCAGGUAGUUCUAAAGGCCAUGGCACAGGGAUUGGUAACAUUCAGGGAUGUGGCCAUAGAGUUCUCUCAGGAAGAAUGGAAGUGCCUGGAACCUGCACAGAGAGACUUGUACAAGGAUGUGACUCUGGAGAACUUCAGUAACUUGGUCUCACUAGGACUUUCCAUUUCUAAGCCUGAUGUCAUUUCCUUAUUGGAGCAAGGGAGAGAACCCUGGAUGAUUACAAAUGAUAUGACAGGACUGUGGUGUCCAGAGCUGGAGUCCAGAUGUGAGAAAUUUCCACAAAAAGAUAUUUCUGAAGUAGAGUCAUUCAAUUGGGAGAUAGUAGAAAGCCUUAAACGCUGUGAUUUUGAUGGCUCCGGUUUAAGAGAUGACUGGGAAUACAAAGGCCAAUUUGAAAGACAACGAGUAACUCAGGAAUGCUGUUUCAAGCAAGUAAAAGUCACGUAUGAAAACAUUCCCACUUUUGAGCAUACAUCUCUCACUUUACAUCAGAACAAUGAGAUUGGUGAGAAACUGAUUGAAUGUAAUGAAUGUGGGAAAGCAUUUAGCCGUGGCUCACACCUGAUUCAGCAUCAGAAAACUCAUACUGGUGAAAAACCCUUUGAAUGUAAGGAAUGUGGGAAGGCCUUUAGUCGUGCCUCACACCUUGUUCAGCAUCAGAGAAUUCAUACAGGUGAGAAGCCUUAUGACUGUAAGGAAUGUGGGAAGGCCUUUGGCCGUACUUCAGAACUUAUUCUGCAUCAAAGACUUCAUACUGGUGUCAAACCCUAUGAGUGUAAAGAAUGUGGGAAGACCUUUAGACAGCAUUCACAACUUAUUCUGCAUCAAAGAACUCACACAGGUGAGAAACCCUAUGUAUGUAAAGACUGUGGGAAGGCUUUUAUUCGUGGCUCACAACUUACUGUUCAUCGGAGAAUUCAUACAGGUGCUAGACCCUAUCAGUGUAAAGACUGUGGGAAAGCCUUUAGACAGCAUUCACAGCUUACUGUCCACCAGAGGAUUCAUACUGGUGAGAAACCCUAUGAGUGUAAGGAAUGUGGGAAGGGCUUCAUUCAUAGUUCAGAAGUUACUCGACAUCAAAGAAUUCAUUCUGGGGAGAAACCCUAUGAAUGUAAGGAAUGUGGGAAGGCCUUUAGACAACACGCACAGCUUACACGACAUCAGAGAGUUCAUACAGGUGACAGACCUUAUGAAUGUAAGGACUGUGGGAAGGCAUUUAGUCGUAGUUCAUACCUUAUUCAACAUCAAAGGAUUCAUACAGGUGACAAACCCUAUGAAUGUAAGGAAUGUGGGAAAGCCUUUAUUCGUGUUUCACAACUGACUCAUCAUCAGCGAAUUCAUACUUGUGAGAAACCCUAUCAAUGUAGGGAAUGUGGAAUGGCCUUUAUUCGUAGUUCACAACUUACUGAACAUCAGAGAAUUCAUCCUGGGAUCAAACCAUACGAAUGUAGAGAAUGUGGGCAGGCCUUUAUUCUUGGCUCACAGCUCAUCGAACACUACAGAAUUCACACCGGUUAAAAAGCCUUGAAUGUUAGGGGUAUAGGAGCCUUUACAUGGAGUUCACACCUGACUCAGUAUUAGAUAAUGUAUAUGUAAUGUAAUUAAUGUGAAAACCUUCACUUGUCACUUCCAUUAUGGAAUAUCAGAUAACUCAUACCAGAAGAAAAUUCAAUAAAUGUGGGAAUUCUUUUUGCCUCACACUCACUACUUACUAAGCAUCAGAAAACUUAUGCCGAAAAAAAAUAUUAAUAUGAAUAUGGAAAACCUUUUUAUUACCACUCAAAAUGUGUUAAACUUCUGAGAAUUCCUAAUAGAAAAUGACCUUAUUAAGAUAUUUUGUGAAUGUGCCUUUUACCAUGACCUACAUCUUACUUAACAUUAUCUCAAUUCUACCAGUUACUGACUGUAGAGCAUUAGACAAAUAAUACAGUCUUCCUGUUCCUCAAUUUAUUUUUAAGCAGUGACCAUUUUACUUACCUAAUAGAGUUUUCCUGAUGACUAUCAGAUAUUUUAUAUAAAGCCUGUGUUCAAUAAAUUUUAGUUACCAUUCUUAAUAACAGUAUUUAUGUUGAGUUCCUGUGAGAAGAGGGCCUUAUGAAUGCAUCAAAUAUCAAAAAAGCCUUCAUAACCACUUAUUAUAAAACUUCAUUCUAGAAACCAUAGUCACAUAUAAUUAUCAUGAGGUCUUCAUGAUAUUUAAAGCUAGAAAGUCACAAGAUUAGAAAUUAACAGAAGAGUAGCCAAAAGAAAUCUACCCAUUUAGAAAUCUAAAGCGACCUUCAAAUAUAACUUAAAAAGCAAUAAAAAAAAAUUCUACACAUCAAAACCAGUUCAGUAUAGCCAAAGCCAUGUUCCUGUCAAGCUAAGGAUUGAAGAUGGGGGCUUUUGUUCUCCAAAUGUGGAUCUCCAGCUCCUACGCAUUGCCGGUUACAUACUAAGCACAUUGAAUGAAUGGUCAACUCUAAAAAUUAGAGGACAAUUACCACAUAAACCCAAAUCAACAGGAAGAACAAUAAUUAAAAACAAAAAAUAAUAAAAUAGAAAACAACAGUAGGCUUAAUAUGAAGGUUGUUUAUUUAGCAAUAUAAGAUGGACAAUUGGCAACCUUGAUCUAGGAAAAAAAAACAUUUAGCAUUACGAAUAAGGAAGGGGUAGAUAUUUCUUUUAAAUAGCUACUAUGCAUGACUUUAAUAUAUUUGGAAAUUUAAGGAGGAUUUUUAUAAAAAUAUCAAAGUUCAAGAAGAUAUGGAAUACCUGAAUAAAUCAAUGAUUGGAGAAGGCUAUAAAAAGUCAGUCUGCCUCUUUAAAGAAAACUGUUUAAUCUACUGAUACUUUAAGGAACAGAUAGAUAAUCCCUGAGAGAAGCUUGCCAGUUUAUUUUCAAGGCUAAAUAAAAUUAUGAUUUAAAAAAAUUCAAUAAGAAUGGCUCCAAGAAACAAAUUAUAGAUGAUUACCAUUUGUGAAACUAAAUAUGAAUAAAAUCCCCGCUAAUUGAAUCCUGUCUCUUUAAAGUUCGAAGCUCAUUUUAAAUGUAAUAUCUAGAAUUUCACCUGUUGUGGAUUAAUUGCAUUUUCAGAAUUUUGAUAUAACUCCAGAUGACAAUGAUGGGAAAAAGAGCCCUGAUCCAACCCCAUUGAUACCUCGAUCAGAGCUUGUGAGUGUCAAGAAGCAUCCCCUCAGUCCAGGCAAGUGUCUGAGGUAGAGGGCCUGUUGUGUCCCCAGGCCAUCCAUCUUCUCAGUAAUCCUGAGUGUUCGCUAGGACACCUGUAUUUUCUGCAUGUGUCACUGCCUACACCGGAUUAGAAAGUAGUAUUCUGUGUGUCAUUCUUAAGUGGUUUAAUGAUUAGGAUGACACUGAAGCUAUGACGCUAAAAACUCACUCUGAGGGAUGCCUCAAUGGCUCAGUGAUUGGGCGUCUGCCUUUGGCUCAGGUCCUGAUCCCAUGAUCUGGGAUUGAGUCCCGCAUCAGGCUCCUUGCAGGGAGCCUGCUUCUCCCUCUGCCUAUGUCUCUGCCUCUGUCUCUCUUUGUGUCUCUCAUGAAUAAAUAAAAUAUUUAAAAAUAAAUAAAAACUCACUCUGAAUAAUUAAAACACAUGCACAGGACAAAUAUUUUAAAGCUAUGAUUUGAUAGACAGACACAAGUCAAUCUCCACACUAUCUCUGCCCCUUCCCACCCUGUACUCUAUGUCCCUAUCAGUAUAUCAAGUUCUUGUAUAUACUUCCUGAUUUUUAUGGUUGCCUAAGUGUAGAUAUGCACAUAACACUGUUUAUAAAAGUUUUUUACAUAAAUGGUAGCAAAUUUCUAUACUUGCUAUUUUUGCUUAUCCUUAUACCUUGAAAUUGGAUAUCAAUACAUAAAUAGUUGCCUUAUGCUUCCUUAACAGCUGCAUAGUAUGUGUUUCAUAAUUUAUCCUGUCUAUUUAGUUUUUUUCAUUAUUCUUUGCUUUCAUUAUCCUAUAAUAAAUAUCCUUGCAUAUAAA
Molecule: messenger RNA, 5592 nt
Organism: Canis lupus familiaris (dog)
Lineage: Eukaryota; Metazoa; Chordata; Mammalia; Carnivora; Canidae
Gene: ZNF565
Product: zinc finger protein 565
Exons: 8
Coding region: 1631-3130 (499 amino acids)
Biological process (GO): regulation of transcription by RNA polymerase II
Molecular function (GO): RNA polymerase II cis-regulatory region sequence-specific DNA binding; DNA-binding transcription factor activity
Source: RefSeq, a predicted model, not a curated record